Molecule: messenger RNA, 6500 nt
Organism: Etheostoma spectabile (orangethroat darter)
Lineage: Eukaryota; Metazoa; Chordata; Actinopteri; Perciformes; Percidae
Gene: adcy1a
Product: adenylate cyclase 1a
Exons: 20
Coding region: 495-3854 (1119 amino acids)
Biological process (GO): intracellular signal transduction; adenylate cyclase-activating G protein-coupled receptor signaling pathway; cAMP biosynthetic process
Cellular component (GO): plasma membrane
Molecular function (GO): adenylate cyclase activity
Source: RefSeq, a predicted model, not a curated record
CAUCUCAGAGGAAGAACGUAAACCAGGGAAAAUAUAGUCAAAUACGGAUUUUGUGACUGUUCGCCUCGUGGUGAGCUGUUUUGAUUAUCAUCACACACAAGGUAAACCUUCCGAUGAGUCCGGUUGUAGCGCAGGAUCACUGGUAACCCCGCGUGAGGCACCGCAGGGGGUCCGAGAGAGAGAGAGAGAGAGCGAGAGAGAGAGAGACAGACAGAGAGAGAGAGACGUUCUGCACAUUGGUCGGGCUACUUUUCUGACGACACACCAACAAUCGUCAACCUGUGGAUAGGGCGCGCGCGCGGCGCUCUGUUGUCUCCACUGCCACCCUCUCCCUCUCUUGACACCGAGCCCGACCCUCGGACAUCCUGGACGCAUGAACUCUGGGAGAGGGUGCCGGUUCGAUUCCCGAACAGAAGGACACGAACCGAAAAGUUGAGGGCUCGCGCGCGCUGUAUCCCCCCCCCCCCCCCCCCCCCCCCCCCCCCCCCCGCUUCAUGAAUGGCCGGAACAUGGAGGAGGUGCCAUUCAAAAGAGUCAAGACCCGGCGGAGGAAGGGUCACUGCCCGGCCGGCUCGCCCCUGGGCGCCAUCGCCUGUGAGGACGAGUUCAACAGCCCGGAGCUGGAGGCUCUCUUCCAGAACUACAACCUGAAGCUAGAGCAGACCGCCACGCUCAAGGCGCUCGCGGUGCUCAUCGUGGCCGCGUCGUCGCUGUCCCUGGUGGAGCUGCUGUCCAGCCCGCGGCUCACCCUGUCCAAGGGCUCGUACCCCGUGCACUGCGUGGUCUUCCUGUCGCUCUUCAUCGUCACCAACGUCAAGUACCUGCAGGUGACGCAACUGCAGCAGAUCGCGAAGCUGGCCCUGCUGUUCAGCUUCACCUUCGCGCUGCUCUGCUGCCCGUUCCCGCUGGCGCUCGGCACCGCGGAGCUGCUGAGCGCCGCGGCCCCGGAGCAAGGCGUGUGGCAGCUCAUGCUGGUCACCCUUGUGGCUUACGUGCUGCUGCCGGUGCGGACGCUGCUGGCUGUGCUGUUCGGGGUCAUGCUGGCUACGUCUCACUUCAUUGUCAUCGCGACGUCGUUCACGGGAAGGAAGCAGAGGCUGUGGAGACCGCUGGUGGCCAACGCGGUGCUGUUCACCAGCGUCAACUUGUCGGGGGUGUUUGUGAGGAUUCUCACCGAGCGCACCCAGAGGAAAGUCUUCCUGCAAGCCCGUGACUGCAUCGAGGAGAGGCUGAAACUCGAGGACGAGAAUGAGAAGCAGGAGCGUCUGCUAAUGAGCCUACUGCCCAGGAAUGUUGCCAUGGAGAUGAAGGAGGACUUUCUGAAGCCGCCUGAGCGGAUCUUUCACAAGAUCUACAUCCAGCGUCACGACAAUGUCAGCAUCCUGUUUGCAGACAUUGUGGGUUUCACCAGCUUGGCUUCUCAGUGUACUGCUCAGGAACUGGUCAAACUGCUCAACGAACUCUUCGGGAAGUUUGAUGAGCUGGCUACAGAGAAUCACUGCAGGCGGAUAAAGAUACUGGGAGACUGUUACUACUGUGUGUCAGGACUGACUCAACCCAAGGCAGACCACGCCCACUGCUGUGUGGAGAUGGGACUGGACAUGAUUGACACGAUUGCGUCGGUGGUGGAGGCGACGGAGGUGGAUUUGAACAUGCGUGUUGGCCUGCACACAGGACGGGUGCUGUGUGGCGUGCUGGGCCUUAGGAAGUGGCAGUAUGAUGUGUGGUCAAACGAUGUCACACUGGCUAACAUGAUGGAGGCCGGAGGGCUGCCUGGCAAGGUGCACAUCACCAGGACCACCCUGGAGUGUUUGAACGGAGACUACGAGGUGGAGCCGGGCUUCGGCCACGAGAGACAUGCCUUCCUUCAGAAACAUCACAUAGAGACCUUUUUCAUUGUGCCAUCACACAGACGUAAAAUCUUCCCCGGUCUUAUUCUGUCAGACAUCAAACCAGCCAAGAGGAUGAAGUUCAAGACGGUGUGCUACCUGCUGGUGCAGCUGAUGCACUGUAGGAAGAUGUUCAAGGCCGAGAUCCCCUUCUCCAACGUCAUGAGCUGCGACGAUGACGACAAGCGGAGAGCCCUGCGGACUGCAUCGGAGAAGCUGAGGAGUCGAACGUCCUUUUCCAACACCGCCGUGCAGCACUCGCCAGGAACACGAGUCAACCGCUACAUCGGGCGGCUCAUCGAAGCACGGCAGACCGAGUCCGACACAACAGACCUCAACUACGUCACCCUGUUCUACACGAGCAGAGACAGGGAGCGCCGGUACCACCAGGUGUCUGAUGACCAUUUCAUCGGCGCAGUGGUUGUCUCUCUGAUACUCGCCGCUCUGUUUGGCCUUAUCUAUUUGCUAAUGAUCCCACAGGGGAUGCUGGUGCUGUUGCUGUUGGUGCUGUGUGUGUGUUUCCACGCCGCCUGUGUUAUGUACCUGCAUCUCACCGGCGUUCAGUGCCAACCGGGCUGCCUCACCAUCCAGAUCCGAACCGUGCUGUGUGUCUUCCUCGUUCUGCUCACCUACUCUGUUACUCAGGCCUGUGUGGUGGGAUGUGUCCCUUGGGCGAGAGUUGGGACAAACUCAAGUCUCUCAGCGGACGACGGCCCUGCCGACGCAAACAUCAGCACCGCAGCGGACAGAGCUUGUUCCAACAUGGCGUACGCUUUGCUGUCCUGCGUGGCCGGCACCCUCACUCUUGUCCCCUACCUCCGAGUCUCCUCGCUCCCCAAGAUCCUCCUGCUCCUCCUCCUCUCUGUCACCUACACUGUUGUCAUGGAGACCAGCGGCUAUCGCCAAGCUGUGGGAGGAGGGUUUCUCCACACAGGGGGGUAUGAUCCUGUGUUGGCUGCCUUGCUGUUUUCUGGAGCUUUGGCUCUGCAUUCGAGACAGCUGGACCUGAAGAUGCGACUCGACUAUCUCUGGGCUACUCAGGCGGAGGAGGACAGAUGUGACAUGGAGAAGGUGAAGCUGGACAACAAGAGGAUCCUGUUUAACCUGCUGCCGGCUCAUGUGGCUCAGCACUUCCUCAUGUCGAACCCCAGGAACAUGGACCUGUACUACCAGUCCUACGCUCAGGUCGGAGUGUUGUUCGCCUCCAUCGCCAACUUCAACGACUUUUACAUUGAGUUGGAUGGGAACAACAUGGGCGUUGAGUGUCUCAGGCUGCUCAAUGAGAUCAUCGCCGACUUUGAUGAGCUGAUGGACAAAGAGUGCUACAGGGAUAUUGAGAAAAUCAAGACCAUUGGCAGUACAUACAUGGCUGCAGUAGGGCUGGUUCCUACAACUGCCUCCAAGGCAAAGAAGUCCACGACCUCACAUUUAUGCACAGUGUCAGAUUUUGCCAUUGAUAUGUUUGACGUCCUGGAUGCCAUCAACUACCAGUCUUACAAUGACUUUGUCCUGAGAGUAGGUAUCAACGUGGGACCAGUGGUGGCCGGAGUGAUUGGAGCCAGAAGACCUCAGUAUGACAUCUGGGGAAACACAGUGAACGUAGCCAGCAGGAUGGACAGCACUGGGGUACAAGGAAAGAUCCAGGUGACAGAGGAGGUUCAUCGUCUCCUCGCAGACCACUACAACUUUGUGUGCCGGGGCCAGGUCAGCGUAAAGGGCAAAGGGCAAAUGCUCACAUAUUUCCUGGAAGGGCGCAGGCACGGCAACAGACCGUCUCAAAUCCAGCAGCAGCCUGGCAACGGCGAGCGGCGGUUCAGCACCUUCCCCCAGGGCAGCGUGUGCACCAGGCUGAGCCCCCCCACCGUGACCACCUACGCUACGGCCAGGACCCCGAGCCCGACCAAACCAACCACCUCCUCCAGCACCACCAGGUACCUGCCCUCUGCCCCCACGGCAACGGUGUGAUGGAUACUUUCUUCAUUGGGAUCGUGGUAAACAAAAAAAAUUACACUAGGGGUGGGGGAUAGCACGGAUGGUAACAUGAUAGUAGUAGCAGAGAGAGUGUUUUCAAUGCGGGGAAAAAGUAGAGCCGACCUCCACUCUUCUUCUACUGGAUGUGGGAGACAGCUGAUGCGCUAAUUGUCCAAUGGGAGGCCUGGACUCUGGGCCUGGACUGCGUUUAGGACUAGAGUCUAGAGUCUGAGGAGACCUCGGUCGGACUCUCCCUCCACACUCGAGGCCUGUUUGUUGUUUCACACCGCUGGGGUGCCAUGAACAAGAUGCAGGAUGCUUUCAGCCACGUUGCUCUGUGACCAAUCAAAGGUUCAGGGUGUCUCCGUGAUUUCAGAGUCGACACCCACAACUGUAACAACCUAAAUCAGCAUCAAAAUAACAACAAAGUUCGGCCUAUAAAACCUGCAGAACUGUGGCUGUAAAGACGAAGCAAUACCAUUGAUUUGCAGAGAGACAGGUCCUCACAGUGGUGUAAUUGGUAACAUUGUUUUAUUUAUCGGUCGGUUUACCAGUUGGUCCUGAACUCAAUUGGUUUAAAAGCUACUUGUUUAACAGUAAACAAUAUGUCAUUUGGAAUGGAUAUAUCAGCAUCAAAAUCACUAACAAUUGCACAAUUGAUAGUGUAGCACAAAAGCCAUCCAUAACCCCAUGUGGAAUUUCCUUUCACAACUUUUAGCUGACCCUUUUCCCUCAGUUUGAAGCCAAAUCAGGGCUUUUGCCUUUGCGAACACCCCUCACAAUGAGUUCCUUGCCAUUUUCUUUUGUUGCCUUUUAGAUCCUUUAUUGAUUUAUUGGACACCACUUCAGAUGAAUUAAUGAAUUGCAGGGGCAUGUUUUUAAAGUGGAUGAAGCCAAAUUUUUAAUUGUAAAUGGUAGUAUAAACUUGCCAAAAUACGACAGGGCGUUGCCUUCAAGACAUCUCCUGGACAUGUAUGCCCCUUCACUUUAACACUCCAGCGGCACAUGAGGUGAACUCUUGUUUCCCUGAGCCGCUCAGUGUCUAUAAGUGCAUGAUGCAGUCAUGUGUGCUGUCUAUUUCCCUGUGAUGCUUGACUUUUAGAUUCUUCCUCGUCAAAGUGUAGCAAUAAAGCGGUUUGUCUCCUAUCUCAGCCCCUUGCAUGCUGUAGCCAGCUGGAUCCUAUUUUUGACCUGAUAUUGUAUGUAGCCAAUAGAAUGUGCAUAGCUAGCCGCACAAGUGUGUAUCUCUGUGGAGUUGAAGCAUGAAUUAGAAAAACUUAUUUUCUGUAUUGUGCGAGUGUGAUUCCUUCCUUAAGGAUUUCUAUUUGGAAAAAAGAAACCUUUUUUUUUCUCUCUCUGCGUGCUUGUUUAUUAAAAAAAUAUUUUCUAUUGUUUAAAUAUUCCGUUCUACUAUUUUCAUGAACUCAAAAGCUGCUUGGGUCGAGAGAAGAAAACUGCUGUUUAUGAGGAGACACCCAAACCUCUGUGUCUGGCUUCCUCACACAAAUCCAGAUGAUUUAUUUUAUGGUAUAGCAUGCUACUCACAGUACGGCUUACCACAGCCAUUAACUCUCCUCUAAUCUGUUGGAGCAUGCACUGCCUGCAAGCCUGUGGCUCCUACAUGCAUGCUUUGAUGAAACAUUCAUACAGGCCGAGCAGCGGACGCACAGUGACUCUGUUUAAAUGUAGUCCUCAUGCAUGCGCUAAAGGUAGCGGCCCUCUUGAAUGUAAGGUGCUUUUUUUGACCCGUGUCUUCUUCAUGAGCUUGGUGUGCGAAACCUUCUUUUUUUUUUUCCCGGGACAUUUCUUUAGGACAGUUUGACAUCAGGACGGGGGUGUCACCUCCUCCCCGCUCCUGCUGUAGUCAACAGGUAGCUGGUUUUCAAAUGUGCCGACCUAUUUUCAUAAACAUAUCAAAGUUGUUGGUGUUGAGCCGUAGCACAACUGAAUGCGUAGAUACGGUUAUUGUGGAUUUUCCUUUUGUUGACUGCCUGUAUUUUUACUGUUCUUUAACAGUUUUGUAACUCGAUGAUCAAAUGAUGGCAAGUGUUGAUUUUUUUGAAAAGAUUUGUUUGGACACCAUAAACUGACUGAAAUGAUAAUGUUGUACUUCUUGUCAUCAUAUUUUAAAUAGAUUUAAAGUCUAUAUAAAUCUAUAUAUAGAUAUAGAUAUAUAUCUAUAUCUGUACAUAUAUGGAUAUAGAUACAGAUAGAUACAGUCUAUAUAGUAGCUUGAUGCUUGUAUGCAUACUAUGAGUUUCGAAGAGAUUAAAAAUGAGGAUUUUUAUACACUUGCUUUAACCAGUUAAUCGAAAUUGAUGGAAAAGAAGUUAUGUACAAUAUUUUUGUUCCUGUAAAUUGGAUAUUUUCAUAUUGUAUGAUACGGGUUUCAAUUGUUAUAUGUAGGUAUUACUUGCUAUUAUUGUACAUUGCAGAGUCUUUUUCAGAGAUAUAUUAUGAAUGAAACGAUAUUUGUCAAGUUCUUUUGUUGAAGAUGUAUUUAUCGAGAUGUUUUAUGUGAAUGUAAAUUUUGUUAAAGACGAUAUUUUAUACUAAAUGUUUGCACUGCGAUGAUAUUGGUCGUAUUAUGAUUAUAAAAAAUAAAGCCAGCGGAGAUGCGUCUCCUGGAGUUAAAAGUGA